Brassica rapa (field mustard) is the source of this 3149-nucleotide messenger RNA. Its product is annotated as xyloglucan 6-xylosyltransferase 1. Gene Ontology annotation, molecular function: UDP-xylosyltransferase activity; hexosyltransferase activity; xyloglucan 6-xylosyltransferase activity. Lineage: Eukaryota; Viridiplantae; Streptophyta; Magnoliopsida; Brassicales; Brassicaceae. Gene Ontology annotation, biological process: xyloglucan biosynthetic process. The record is from RefSeq and is a predicted model, not a curated record. Gene Ontology annotation, cellular component: trans-Golgi network; membrane; endosome.
UGUAUACGGAAAUUGUUUCUCUCUUACCAAUCAAGAUCUGGUAUUUUGGAGUUAUAAACAUUUUCUUAAAAAAUAAUAUUUUUUAUAAUUUAAGAACAUAUCACUAUAUAUUUUUUAAAAAAAAAUUUGGGGACUAGACUAAUGUUUCAUGCGACACUACUCCGAUCCGGCCACGAAGAUUACCCCAAAAUAUAAAUAAACUUUAGUAGAACAAAACAUCCAUUUCACCGACCCAACAUUUAGGCGAUUUUUCAAAUGUUUAGCAAAUAAAAAUUAAAAUACUUUUUUGCGUAAUUAUCAACAUCACAGUUGACAAUACCCGACACUGCAUGGUGGUGGGUAGGACCGUUUUUCCGUCACGGGUCUCUUGUCUUCUCUAAAUUUCACUAUAAAAAAAAACUAAAACAUUAAUGACUUGUGUUUUUAGCCCUGAAAAUUAAUGAGAUUUGUGUUACUCUCUUAACAAUAACUCAGAAAAUACAGGCAGUGGGGGCUGAAGCCAUUAUGGACAGGCAACCUCGAUCAUAAGUCUUGAACACGUUUGUUUUGGUUGAGAUGCCGUGAACAAGUUGUUGUACGUAACAUAAACUCGGAAAAUAUAAAACAAUGAUCAAAUAUUCCUUCAAAAAGCGUCACACUUAAAAACAUUUUCACUUAAUUUACAUACAUGAUAUAUGAAUUUGGUUCUUGAUUUAGGUUUUGAUUCCGUAUCCGAAUGGGAAGAGAGGGUCAUAUUUGUUGUCGCCACGUUCUGAGCCACACUCUUCAUCCACGUGCGAGGCAAGGUGCCGUCGAAGGGAUGAUCGCCAAACAAGACAUCAGCAACUCCUUGUCCUUCGGUUCCUGGAAGCCAAGCGACUGCAAGAGCGUCGAUGGUGCCAAGGUAGGGCUCGAUCACGAGGAGACUUCCUGUGACUAGGUCCCUAGGACCACUUGACACUUCAUGCCACUACCAUACGUGUGGCUGAUCGUUUAUGGACCUGGUGCGGCUGUCCCCUUGUGUAUCUUCAUAAGGAGCUUCACCUACGUACACAAUUGUGUAUGCUGCGUCGGCGUGAAGCUUUGAUCAGGGGUGAAGGCACACUGUGGACAUUGGACAAUGGGUGCAGGUACACCAUAAAAAUAAUAAAGUUUAUACUUUUAAGCUCAAAACUAUAAGAAUUUGUUAGAUGACUAGGGCCUAAUUAGGUAUAUCGGGAAUUAAUGGGCUUUAGAUUACUAGGGCCUACCUAAGUCUUAGGCAAACUUUUUAGGGCCCAACUAGGAUCAAACUAUGAAAGUACCCUCAGGAGUCUUGCCACUAAAUCUAAUAGACUAGCUGAUCCGCACUAAGUUUACGCGUCCAGACAGGCAGGCACGUUCUGUCUGACUUGACAAAUAUAACUUUUAGAAUUAUUUACUUAAUUUUAAUUCGAAUCUAAGCAUUUUUCUUCUUUUGGAACUUUUUAAAUCUCUUCGUUGAUCCUUCCCUUUACGAGCUAGAAUUCCAAAACGCGUCAAAACUUUUUUUACUGACGUCAUUACAAAUUACAAACACCAUAAAUCUCGGUAGAUUUGUCUUUAGUUCCAUUGAUUCUCUCCUUAGAUUUCGUAUCGUGUCUGAAUCCGGACAAAAUCCUUGUGUCGGAACCAGAAGAAGUAGAAGAUGAUAGAAAAGUGCUUAGGAACGCAUCGCUGUCGGAAAUUACAGAGAGUCUGGCGUCAAGGAAAAGUGACGCUCCUCUGCCUCGUCCUCACCGUCGUCGUCCUACGCGGCACAAUCGGAGCCGGUAAGUUCGGUACGCCGGAGCAAGACAUCGAGGAGAUCCGCGAGCAUUUCUUCUACUCUCGCAAACGCGCCGAGCCUCACCGCGUUCUCGUCGAAAUCUCAUCCGAAACGACGUCGUCCACGGGAGACGGAAACGGCAACAACUACGAGACGUUCGAUUUCAACAAGAUAUUCGUCGACGAAGGAGAUGAAGAGAAAUCCGAAGAAAACCGGAAUAAACCGUACUCUCUCGGUCCGAAGAUCUCCGACUGGGAUGAGCAGAGGCGUGACUGGCUCAAACAAAACCCGAGUUUCCCAAACUUCGUGGCGCCGAACAAGCCUAGGGUUCUUCUCGUCACGGGCUCAGCUCCCAAGCCGUGCGAGAAUCCUGUGGGAGACCAUUACCUCUUGAAAUCGAUCAAGAACAAGAUCGAUUACUGUCGGAUCCACGGAAUCGAGAUCUUCUACAACAUGGCGUUGCUCGACGCUGAGAUGGCUGGGUUCUGGGCUAAGCUUCCGUUGAUUCGGAAACUGUUGCUGUCGCAUCCUGAGAUCGAGUUUCUAUGGUGGAUGGACAGUGAUGCGAUGUUUACGGACAUGGUGUUCGAGCUUCCGUGGGAGAGGUACGAGGAUUAUAAUCUCGUGAUGCACGGUUGGAACGAGAUGGUUUAUGAACAGAAGAAUUGGAUUGGGCUUAAUACGGGAAGUUUCUUGCUUAGGAACUCGCAAUGGGCCCUUGAUUUACUCGACGCUUGGGCUCCAAUGGGCCCGAAAGGGAAAGUCCGAGAAGAAGCGGGUAAAGUCUUGACCCGGGAGCUCAAAGACCGACCCGCUUUCGAGGCUGACGAUCAGUCGGCGAUGGUUUAUCUUUUAGCUACGGAGAGGGAGAAAUGGGGAGGGAAAGUGUAUCUGGAGAGUGGUUAUUACUUGCACGGUUAUUGGGGGAUUUUGGUGGACCGGUACGAGGAGAUGAUUGAGAGUCAUAAACCGGGUUUUGGAGACCAUCGGUGGCCACUUGUCACGCAUUUCGUCGGGUGUAAACCGUGCGGGAAAUUUGGUGAUUAUCCGGUGGAAAGGUGUCUACGUCAGAUGGAUAGAGCGUUUAAUUUUGGGGACAAUCAGAUCCUUCAGAUGUAUGGGUUCACUCAUAAGUCGCUAGGGAGCCGGCGCGUGAAACCAACGCGCAAUCAGACGGAUAGGCCGCUUGAUGCCAAGGACGAGUUUGGGUUGCUUCAUCCGUCGUUUAAAGCGGUGAAGCUCACGACGUGAGGAAGAGUAUUCUUUUUUUUUGUUACUUUAGGGACACGUUAUGUUUCAUUUCAUUUCUUUAUUUAACUUGUUGGUAGUUUCCUUAAUUAAGAUAUACUAUAAUCUUGAUCUCCCGUUGAUGGCGGAGAACGUG